Messenger RNA from Hyaloscypha bicolor E, 2571 nucleotides. RefSeq lists its product as uncharacterized. NCBI's taxonomy places the organism in Eukaryota, Fungi, Ascomycota, Leotiomycetes, Helotiales, Hyaloscyphaceae. The record is from RefSeq and is a predicted model, not a curated record. The coding region runs from base 1 to 2571 and encodes 856 amino acids. The transcript has 7 exons.
AUGCUCUGUGGUGUCUCCCGAGAUAUCUAUACUUCUGUAGACAGUGUCGUUCUCGAAUUGAUCCAAAACGCAGACGAUGCAACAUAUGGCUAUGCAGAAAGUGAAAAUUGUACACCAUACCUCAAAUUCGCCUUGCUCCCUGGUAAAGUGAUUCUCGAAUAUAACGAAGACGGAUUUACUAGAGAUGAUGUCAAUCGAAUCUGCGACAUCAACCAGAGCAACAAGGGAGAAAAUGACAUUGGAGAAAAGGGUAUCGGGUUCAAGUCUGUCUUUAUGAUGGCAUCUAAAGCACACAUCGAGUCCAAAGAAUAUUCGUUUUCUUUCCGUAGGAACAACGUAUCCGAGCCGAAGCCCUCCAGAAAUACAGAGAGGUCCCCACUAUUUCUAAGGCAUAUCAAAAAGCUCUCAAUCGUCGAUCAUGAAGCACAAUUUUCUACCAUAACUACGUCCUAUGAAGAGUUGGAGGAGCGAGGAGUCCUUACGAGAGAAGACGGAGAUUCAGAACCAGAUGUGAAGCAUUUUCAUAUUUUCAGGCAAGUGUUUGAUGAAAUUCCGACGGAAGGCAAGAAAAGGAAAAAUCCCAAUGCGGAAGUCAAGCUUGCCUUCCCAUUUACGCCAGAUCAUAAGCCGUUGAUCGAGAGGCAGCCAGAUGUUUUUGCGCGCCUCCCAAUUAACAGUACUGGGGUUGGACUUCAUUUUCUGGUCCAUUCCGAUUUCUCCACCUCGGCCAAUCGGGAGGCUGUGGAUGAGAAAUCAGCAGGGAAUGCUGUCCUCCUUGGGAAAAUUGCUGAGGUCUUCCAAGUUGCGGCGAAGCACUUUAGCAAUGAUCCAUGUCUCCCCCUCCGGCAUCAGUGGAUGGAGUUCCUCCCCGAUCACUCCAUAUCCAGCACGUUUUGGAGCGCUCUACGUGUGAAGAUCGAGAGUGCUUUGAAAGGAACUCUAUUCUUACGGUCCCGCAGCGGACGUGUACGCCUCAUAAGCGACUUGCGGUAUCUUCCAGAAAUGUUCAGGGACAGUCCCGAGGAAAAGAGCAAUCCGCUAUUUCUUGAUCUUCCCGACGACGAGAAAUAUCUACAUCCGGACUACGAAGCACAGCUACAAAGGCUUCGGACACUUGGCCUCAAGGAUUUGACCCCUGAAGAAAUGGUCGACCGUGUGGAGAGAGAUGUAAAGUCGAAAUUGCUUUCUUGUAUGCGAACGAACGUCGAGGACAUAUGGCAUACACAUGUAGCCAUGUUCUUCUUGUUUUGUCGAGACAAUUAUCCGACUGAAUGGGCAAGGCUACAGGAGCUUCCGUUAAUUCCCCUUUUUCCAGGAGGUUAUCAUAACUGGACCUCAAAUUCGAACGCGGACGUCUAUUUCACAACUGUGGGUAAUUUGUCUGUUCCAACCGAUCUCAAUAUUUCACUCAUUACAGCUGAUGCCGCUUCGUGUCCUGCGAGAAAACUGCUGUUUACAGCGCUUAGAGUUAAGGACGCACCUUUUAAUCUAUCUGGUCACAAUAUCGGACUUGAAUCUUCGCUGUCACAUCUCCGCUUUUUGUGGUGGACGCAUCCGAAAGACUAUACGGAUGAUAGCAAGCUGUAUCGACGAUUACAUGUCUUCAACGAGAAAAAGGAUCAGUUAUUCCGGCUGUCCAGCGAAAUUUUCUUCUGUUCAGACGAUUCAUUUGGUGUUCGAGAACUGUUCCCUGAAUGGCUACGAGAUGUCAUCGGAGUGCAGGAAUAUCCACGCCAUGUUGAUCGGGGCAACCCUACAGAGCUAUCUCCGAUUUUCGAAAGGAUUUCGAAGGAUUGCCCGGAUAGGGUUGUCGGGCUCCUGUGGGCGCAUUGGUGUGAAUACAACAAGCAGAUAAGUGAACCCAUCAGACAGAAGGUCUCUGACGUUAGAGUGCCUUAUACAACAGGAGAUGGAACUUCAGGGAAAUUGAAGCUCAGAUUAAGUGACCUACCUCUUCCUGCCCUCAAAAAAGCAUGCGAGUCCUUUGCACUAGAUGCUUGUUACCCUUUUCUAACACUUCCUGGAGAGGUCGCGGGUCGUGACCUCACUGGGUGGGAUUGCUUAACAUUUUUCGGUGUCAACAAAGAAUUGAACCUUCAGUUUUACCUCUGGAUCCUAUUCUUCUUCAAAAAGCUCAAAGGGGGUGCUGUCCAAGAAAGGGCUGAAUCUUGCCAAUCUGCUCUCAAGGAAGUUCGAUGCUUUAAUAAGGGUCUCAACGUUUUCGUUCCGACUUCCCCUGGCUCGUUUUCUUGGAAUGCACCAGAAGAAUGCUUGUGGGAUGCCCCGUCUUAUAUGCGCUCUAAGAUCCCUCUGCUGGCUCGCUAUCGCUCGAUCACGGAUGCUUCAGUUCCUACUGAAUUCUUCCAAGAAACUCUCCUCAUUCGAAACACAACAUCAACGGACCUCUUGGAGGAGCUAGAGUUUAUUCGCCGUCGCCUUCCGCUUCCAUUUUGUCUUUUCCCCCGACAUUGUCAGCACACAUGUUUAGGCAUUACUAUAGCCGUACCACGAAGUCCAAAACGCCGCACGUACACCGCAGAUACUACUAGCCUAGCCAGCCAAUUGCCAUGA